AUGAUUUUUCUACUUGGUCCGCGAAUACGUCUUCCCACAGGCUUCACCUCCCCUUCUUUCUUAAUCUUUGUUUCUUCAUUCUCUUUAUUUCUCUUUUUGUUUUUUUUCUUCAUUCUCAUCUUUCUUUAUAUUUUUCCUUUCAUUAAUUCUUUAUUUCAUAUCAUUUUUCUUUAUUCUUUCAUUUAUUUAUUCAUUCAAUCUCUUCAUUCUCUCUUUCUCUUCAUUUCUUUCUGUCUCUUCAUUCCUUCUCGCAUUUCUUUCAUUUUUUUCAUUCUUUCUUUUAUUCAUUCAUUUUUCUUUUUUCUCUUCAUUUUUCCCCUUCGUUCUUUCUUUCUUUCCCUUCAUUCAUCCAUUCGUUUCAUUUUUUUCAUUCUUUCUUUCUUUUCAGUCUUUCUUUUUUCUCUUCAGUCUUCUUUUCAUUAUUUUUUCUCAUUUUUCUUUCUUUCCUUUCUUUCUUUCUUUCUUUGUUUUUCUUCACUUUGUAUCUUCAUUCAUUCUUUUCAUUAUUUCUCUUUAUUCUCUACAUUCAUUCUUUCUCUUCAUUCUUUCUUUUAUUCUCUUAGAAAUGUGAACAGCGCGUUCUUUUUGUAA
This is a messenger RNA of Acanthosepion pharaonis, 591 nucleotides long. The record is from the annotation of a GenBank genome assembly. NCBI's taxonomy places the organism in Eukaryota, Metazoa, Mollusca, Cephalopoda, Sepiida, Sepiidae.